This is a messenger RNA of Fusarium proliferatum ET1, 543 nucleotides long. RefSeq lists its product as uncharacterized. The transcript has a single exon. NCBI's taxonomy places the organism in Eukaryota, Fungi, Ascomycota, Sordariomycetes, Hypocreales, Nectriaceae. Bases 1 to 543 code for a protein of 180 amino acids. The record is from RefSeq and is a predicted model, not a curated record.
AUGACGGGGUGUUUGUGUCUUGGUCUAAGGUCUUGUCUUGUCUUGUCUUGCUCGGUCUUGGUCCUAGUCCCAGUCCCAGUCCCAGUCCAGGUCUUGCUUGUGCUCUCGCUCGCUCGUGGAAGCGCUUGGGGGUGGAAAGGGAAGAGGAGGUCCUCCACUACGGUCACCCACGGCCUAUUGAAAUGGCAGCUGUCUCAAAGGUACCCAGUACCUGAGCUAGCAGGCCGUGGGAAGCCCUUCCGAGCCCUAUACGGAUGUACUCCGUACCUACCUCAUGACUUGGCCGUUCGCUUGGUGGACCUCACGGUUGGCCUGGGAGGGAUUUUGAAUACUGGUCCUCCACUGAGAACACGGCUUGACUCCCGUCCCGCUCCACUGACAGCAUCCCCCGGUAAGUACCCUGGCCAGGGCCCCUCACCACUAAAUAAGUAUCAAGCCUGGCUGCCGCUGCUGCAGCCCGUUAACCAGCCCAACCAUUGCGUUAUUCGACCCUCCCAUGCCGGACUUGAAUCCAGCCAUUGGGUGGUUUCUAUACCUUUUUAG